This is a messenger RNA of Myotis daubentonii (Daubenton's bat), 2245 nucleotides long. RefSeq names its product polo like kinase 1 (gene PLK1). Gene Ontology annotation, molecular function: protein binding; protein serine/threonine kinase activity; ATP binding. Lineage: Eukaryota; Metazoa; Chordata; Mammalia; Chiroptera; Vespertilionidae. Gene Ontology annotation, cellular component: kinetochore; spindle pole; cytoplasm. Gene Ontology annotation, biological process: mitotic spindle organization; protein phosphorylation. The record is from RefSeq and is a predicted model, not a curated record.
GGCGGGCGGGUUUGGAUUUUAAAUCCCCGCGGCCAAUCAGCGGCGCGUAGACCUUUGUAACGUUCCCGGCGCCGCGUUUGAAUUCGAGGAGGAGCCGAGCGGUGUCAGCCUCUGCCCAGACCCUGCUAGAUCGGCUCGGGGAGUCCGGGAGCAUGAGUGCGGCGGCGGCUGCAGGGAAGCUGGCGCGGGCACCGGCCGACCCAGGGAGAGCCGGGGGCCCCGGCGUUGCAGCUCCGGGGGCUCCAGCGGCCGCCCCGCCGGGGAAAGAGAUCCCGGAGGUCCUAGUGGACCCACGCAGCCGGCGGCGCUAUCUGCGGGGCCGCUUUCUGGGGAAGGGCGGCUUUGCCAAGUGCUUCGAGAUCUCGGACGCGGACACCAAGGAGGUGUUCGCGGGCAAGAUCGUGCCCAAGUCGCUGCUGCUCAAGCCGCACCAGAAGGAGAAGAUGUCCAUGGAGAUAUCCAUUCACCGCAGCCUCGCCCACCAGCAUGUCGUCGGCUUCCACGGCUUCUUCGAGGACAACGACUUCGUGUUCGUGGUGUUGGAGCUCUGCCGCCGGAGAUCUCUCCUGGAACUGCACAAACGGAGGAAAGCACUGACGGAGCCCGAGGCUCGCUACUAUCUGCGGCAGGUGGUCCUUGGCUGCCAGUACCUGCACCGAAACCGGGUCAUUCACCGGGACCUCAAGCUAGGCAACCUCUUCCUGAACGAGGACCUGGAGGUGAAAAUAGGGGAUUUUGGACUGGCAACCAAGGUCGAAUAUGACGGGGAAAGGAAGAAGACCCUGUGUGGAACUCCUAAUUACAUAGCUCCUGAGGUGCUGAGCAAGAAAGGGCACAGUUUCGAGGUGGAUGUGUGGUCCAUUGGGUGCAUUAUGUAUACCUUGCUAGUGGGCAAACCACCUUUUGAGACAUCUUGCCUAAAAGAGACCUACCUCCGGAUCAAGAAGAAUGAGUACAGUAUUCCCAAGCACAUCAACCCCGUGGCCGCCUCCCUCAUUCAGAAGAUGCUUCAGAGCGACCCCACCGCCCGCCCCACCAUCCACGAGCUGCUCAGCGACGAGUUCUUUACCUCUGGCUACAUCCCCGCCCGACUGCCCAUCACCUGCCUCACCGUCCCGCCCAGGUUCUCCAUUGCUCCCAGCAGCUUGGACCCCAGCGGCCGGAAGCCUCUCUCAGUCCUCAACAAAGGUACGGAGAACCCCAUGCCUGAGCGGCCCCGAGAGAAAGAGGAGCCCGCGGUCCGGGAGACCAAUGAGGCUGUCGACUGCCACCUUGGGGAUAUGCUGCAGCAGCUGCACAGCGUCAACGCCUCCAAGCCCUCGGAGCGGGGGCUGGUCAGGCAAGAGGAGGCCGAGGACCCCGCCUGCAUCCCCAUCUUCUGGGUCAGCAAGUGGGUGGACUACUCGGACAAGUACGGCCUUGGAUACCAACUGUGUGACAACAGCGUGGGGGUGCUCUUCAAUGACUCGACUCGCCUCAUCCUCUACAACGACGGAGACAGCCUGCAGUACAUAGAGCGCGACGGCACAGAGUCCUACCUCACCGUGAAUUCCCACCCCAGCUCCUUGGUCAAGAAGAUCACCCUCCUUAAGUAUUUCCGGAACUACAUGAGCGAGCACUUGCUGAAGGCAGGGGCCAAUAUCACACCACGGGAAGGUGACGAGCUGGCCCGGCUGCCCUACCUGCGCACCUGGUUUCGCACCCGCAGUGCCAUCAUCCUGCACCUCAGCAAUGGCUGUGUGCAGAUCAACUUCUUCCAGGACCACACCAAGCUCAUCCUGUGCCCGCUGAUGGCCGCCGUGACUUACAUCAACGAGAAGCGGGACUUCCGCACGUACCGCCUGAGCCUCCUGGAGGAGUUUGGCUGCUCCAAGGAGCUGGCCAGCCGGCUCCGAUACGCCCGCACCAUGGUGGACAAGCUGCUGAGCUCACGCUCAGCCACCAACCGCCUCAAGGCCUCCUCGUAGGCCCGCCCCCUUGGGACUGGUGCCCCCGUGACCCCCACCAGCACCUUGGCCCGUUCUGGUCAGCUCCCCUGGCCCUGGUUUUUAUAGUGUGCCCCAGCCCUGGGCGUGGAGAGCCAUUACAGAUGGGGCUGCUGUGUAAGUUAUUUUUGUACAUGUUUGCGUGUGGGUUCUGUGGCCCCUCCCUUCCCUCUCACCCGCACUGUAUGUACAGAAUGUUGCUGUUGGAUCCAGGACUGUCCUUUCCCCGCCUUUAUACACAUUAAACACAUGAGAACCUU